Messenger RNA from Thunnus maccoyii (southern bluefin tuna), 5321 nucleotides. It is a transcript of the gene spns2, whose product is annotated as spinster homolog 2 (Drosophila). Gene Ontology annotation, cellular component: membrane. The coding region runs from base 237 to 1748 and encodes 503 amino acids. Gene Ontology annotation, molecular function: transmembrane transporter activity; sphingolipid intramembrane carrier activity. The transcript has 13 exons. Lineage: Eukaryota; Metazoa; Chordata; Actinopteri; Scombriformes; Scombridae. The record is from RefSeq and is a predicted model, not a curated record. Gene Ontology annotation, biological process: transmembrane transport; lipid transport; sphingosine-1-phosphate receptor signaling pathway.
AAAAAAAACUAAGGAGCGCACAACCCAGCCGUCAGUGCACACUGGUAGAAAAAUAUGAUCCCGAGAAGAGCGACUGCUGCGUUUCAACACUCAAGACAACAAUUUCAUUGCGACUAAUUUCAAUUGAAAUCUCAGACCAUCGCUCAGUCUGGUCCUUGUUGAACUAUUUUCCUCUCCAUUCCCUCUCUCUCUCUCUUUCUCUUUCUUUUUUUGCGCUGGAUCUUUCGUGCCAAAAAAUGUGUGUGGAGAGCGAUGGAUGUGAGAUUGAAGGCUGCAGUAGUUCGGAUGAGGUGCGCACGCUGUCGGGCAGCAUGAGCCCCGCACUGAAAUCCAACCCGGACCUUCACCCGUGCAAACCGGGGCAGAAAUUCCGCGCCGCGCUGCUCAGAUGCCGCUCACCGGCUGUUGCUGCCGGGAUCCUCAGCUUUGGGAACGUCCUCAAUUACAUGGAUAGAUACACUGUAGCCGGUGUUCUGCUCGACAUUCAGCAGCAUUACGGUGAAACAGACAGUAGCAUCGGCUUGUUGCAAACAGUCUUCAUCUGCAGCUUCAUGGUGGCAGCUCCAAUCUUCGGUUACCUGGGCGACCGCUUCAACAGAAAGGUCAUCCUGAGCUGUGGCAUUUUCUUCUGGUCCAUUGUUACUCUGUCGAGCUCCUUCAUCAGUAAAGAGUACUACUGGCUGUUUGUACUCUCCAGGGGACUGGUGGGUAUCGGUGAGUCCAGCUACUCCUCCAUCUCUCCAACCAUCAUAGGAGACCUGUUCACUAAUAACAGCCGCACGAUGAUGCUCUCCGUCUUCUACCUGGCCAUCCCCCUGGGAAGUGGGUUGGGUUACAUCCUGGGCUCCUGCGCCAAGGAAGCUGCAGGAGACUGGCACUGGGCGCUGAGGGUGUCCCCACUUUUUGGGAUCACGGCGGGGACUCUGAUCCUGCUGUUCGUGCCAGAGCCAAAGAGAGGCUGCCUUGACCAGAUGGGAGCACGCAUCAAGACCCGCACCUCAUGGGUCUGUGACAUGAAGGCCCUCACCAAGAAUCGGAGCUACGUGUUCUCCUCGCUGGCGUCUUCUUCAGUGUCCUUUGCUACGGGUGCGUUUGGUAUCUGGAUCCCUGUGUACCUGACCAGAGCCCAGGUGGUGCAGAAGACAGCAGAGGCCUGCACAAAAGACAGCUGCAGUAGCACAGACAGUCUGAUCUUCGGGGCGAUCACCUGUGUGACGGGGCUGUUAGGCGUGGUCAUCGGGGCGGCCACCACGCGUCUGUGCCGCCAGAGGACUGAGCGAGCCGAUCCGCUCGUGUGUGCUGUCAGCAUGCUGGGCUCGGCCAUCUUCAUCUGCCUCAUCUUCGUGGUGGCCAAGAAGAGUAUCGUAGGAGCUUAUGUUUGCAUCUUCAUAGGAGAGACGCUGCUCUUCCUGAACUGGGCCAUAACAGCAGACAUUUUAAUGUUUGUCGUUAUUCCCACUCGGAGAGCAACGGCGGUCGCCUUUCAGAGCUUCACCUCCCACCUCCUGGGUGACGCAGGAAGUCCGUACCUGAUAGGCCUGAUCUCCGACGCCCUUAAGCAGAGCUACGCUACAUCAGCGCUGUGGCAGUUCCUCAGUCUUGGUUAUGCCCUCAUGCUUUGUCCCUUCAUCAUCGUCCUGGGGGGCAUGUUUUUCCUGGCAACUGCACUGUUUUUCCUGGAUGACAGAGAGAAGGCCGAGAAACAGUUGAGCCAGCUGUCACGAUCACCCUCCGCAGUCAAGGUAUGACCAGGUGACAACCAAAUGAGGAGGCAUGUGAAGGAGCAGCCAAACUCAAUAAGGAUGACUAAAUGGAGAUAAAAAAGAAAAGCGAGGGCAGCUGAUCCACUUCUUUAAAACCACACCCAUGUCCUCUUCCUCGUCGUCACCGCCAUGAUCAUCCUCCGCCUCUUCCUCCUCCGCUUGGCUCCUGCUGCUCUUCCUUUUUACACGCUCGUGGAAGCUGCUCAUAACUGGAAUGAGGGAGCGUCUUGCCCCUCCUUGAUACGCCUCUAAAAUCACAGGCCGUUGAGAAGGCACACAGCGGUGUGUCAAAGCCUGCCGGCCGACAGCUGGUGUCCUCCUCACCUCUGUCUGCGAGGUUCCACUGACCCUUCCAGGGAGGAGGUGGGGUGGUCCCCUGUGACCACUCCGACUCCUGAUGCCAUACUACUGAAUGCUGACCAUGAACCUGCCCUGUCUGUCUGCCUGUCUGUCUCUAUGUGUCUGUCUGUCCGUUACAUCGGCUGUCAAUCUGCACCAAGUGCCAUAGCGUUAUUACAUUCCUUCAGACUUUGCACUGACCACCAACAACCCUCAUGACAUCAUCACUGACUAUGUUUACAUGCACACUGAAAUUCAGCUUUUGGCGAUGAAAUUUGUUUAAUUGAGCUGUUUAUAUCUGCUAGACAGUCGAAGCAGCGUCAUUUGUAAACUUCAGUUAUAGAGAUCCAUUGGUGUCUCUUUUGCUCCCAUACACAUCUUCCCCAAUUUAUUCUGCCUUUCAUCUGGCUUUUGAAACUGUAAACAGACAGUAGCUGCAAAUUUCAAGUUAUGCGGAGCAAGUGAUGCAACUAAAAUGUGCAGCAAGACAAAAUUUGUAUCAAAGUGUUGUUUAUCUGUUCAAAUAAGCCUCCCAUGAUGUGACUAAUAUCAGAUUUCUCCACAAAUCGUAAUUGUAGUAUUACCAACAUAAACGUCUAAGCAACAUACGUAAAUACAGUGUUUACACGACAAAUGCAGUAUUCUCAUAAUGGCAUCACGAUCAAACUUUCGCUGUGCAUGUAAACAUAGCCGUCAACUAAGAGCCAAAAAGUGUUACUGUCUAAAGGUCAGUGAAUCAGCCUUAAAAUUGGAGCUUUCACAUCAACAGAGCUAGCCAGCUGUUUCUUUUGACCCCCACAUGUUUUUAUUUUUAGCUUUUAGCACUUAAAUCAGUGUAGACGGUGCCAGAGAACACGACAGAGAUGAGAGAUUUCUGCACAUUAUUUUUCACAAGGUUUCUUGUGAUUUUUUUAAAAAAUUUUUCUGCGUGUGUGUUUGUGUGUGUGUGUGUGUGUGUGUGUGUGUGUGUGUGUGUGUGUGUAUGAUGUUGGAUUUGAAACUGGAGGUUACUGCGUAUGAUUGUUUCAGAAGGAUAAUGAUGAUGCAAUCCGGGCGAUUUAAAGAGGACACUGGAUUAUAUAUUUUAUAAUUUAUGAUGUACAUGCUUUUUCCCAAAUGUAAAUGAAAUGCUACUCUUUUGACUUGGAGCCGUUUUAAGGAGUAACACCUGUGUUUUUUAUGUAGAUGAGAAGCAAUACUAUUCUUUUUUUCUUUUCUUUUCUUUUAUGUGGAAGCCAACCUUUUUAUCCACACUGCCUUAUCAGUGAGCUGGGUUUCCCUCUAAAGGGUUAGCUCUCUGAUGGUUGGUUUUGAAUUUCUGGACACAACGCCCACACAGAGACGGAGUCACUUUGAAUGAUGGAUUCCAGUCCACUCCAUGCCGGUUACAAUAACAGGCAUUGUGAAAAGACACCUUUCCCGCCCUUGCAAAUUGUAGAUAUCCCAUUCCACGAUUAGAAGACAGGACUUUUGGGAAGGGCUGGAGUAACAGUCAUCGGGGUUAUUAGUGAGGGAAAUCAAAAUCCCAGACAGGAACAGGAAAUCCUUCGGCCCCAGGUGGCGGGCUCUUAUCGUUGAUAACAGAUAAGCGAGGAAUCCCCCUGCUUUGAAACCAGACCGGCAUGUCUUCAGAUGUCACUACAGGAGCUGAAAAACCCCCUUCAAUAGUCCCCUUCAAUACCUGCAUUUAAUAGCACCAGAGAAUGGCAUAGAGAUUUACAUAGGAAAUAUAAGUCCACAAUUAGACAGAAAGCCUGGAUUUGAUUUCAUCAAUCUCUGCAUUCAUUACUGUAUCAGAUUUGUAAUUAUGCAACUUAAAUGCAAUCUCCCAUAAAGAAAAAGAAGCAAGUUUUGUAUACACAAAGAUUUAAUCAAAAGUGUCAUCUUUAAGGAACAUUUUUUUGUAGUUUAUCACCUAAUAGAUACAAUUUUACUGAAACCUUUAAUCCACUAAUGGAAUCUAGGGUUUUAAAACUUGUGCAUAAAGAGAAAAAGCACUUUGCAGACCUCCAAGAAAACACAGAAGGAGGAGGGUGGAUUGACCUCAGCGGAGGAAUAAAGGGAGACGUUGAGUUGUUUCUUGUAGCAUUGAUGUGUGAGCAUGACUCACUGGCUGUGUGUGGGGUGCUGUGUGGGCUGUGUCCUUGUUGCCAGAUCAUUAGCUUUAGCUUCUCUCCAACUGCGUGGAGCUCUUUGAAUGUGAUUCUGUCCAACCUGAUGUGUUUACACACCUACAUCUUCUUAAUGAACUAAGCUUCUUACCUUCCUUUUAUCGAUUCUUUUUUUAAUGUUACCAAAUGAGUUUUUUUAUUAUAACUACAAUAGAUAUAUAUAUAUAGCUAUAUCACGCAGCAACUUUAAUAUAUUGUAAAUGAUGGCUUGGAUGCAAUGUAUUUAUUUGUUUGUUACCAUAAUGAAGAAUAAUCUAUAAAGGGAAGUUUAAGGUUUGAGUAUACUACACUUUGUUGUAUGUCUUUGGGUUAAGAAAAGCCUGUUUGUUCAUCUUUUUAUAUCACAAUGAAACAACACAAUACCUUUUUACAUCACUAAGAUUCAUCCUGUUUACUGUGAUCAUGAAUUGGACAUCUCACACAUAUUACAUACACAAAGGAAUUGUAAUGUGAUGAAUUUUAAGACAACGUAUUGGUCUCAUCUUUAGGAUGCAAUACUUUUGCAUUUAUUUUUGUAGCUCUUGUAUGUUUUUUGUUUUUGUUUUUUUUUUUCAGAGUAACUGAUCAAAUCAUUUUGCACACUUAAUGUUCAGGGAUUUGUUUGAACCAUAGCCUAGCAUCCCAUCCCAGCCUCUGCCACAGAGGUCUGUCACUUCAUGCUCACAGUAAGUGCUGACACAUUGUCAUCUAUCAUCAGUAGGGACGUUGGCUCUGGUCAGAUGGGUCAUGAAUUGAGUUUCACUUUGCCAAAUUUAGUUGAUUUAGCACCAAUCCUUUAGUAUAGGUCUGUUGUAUUGAGUAAUUCUAUGUUAAUAAUCACUGAAGUGAUGUAUUGAGAAUGUGCUAUUUCUUGUCAUACAAGAAUUGUGUAUAAAGAAACCUAUUUCUGAUGUUGAGCAGAAAACAGAGGUUAUUUUUAUUUUUAGAGCAAGUCAAUACAAGAGACGUGUCAAAGGAUAUUAUUGUAGAACUGAACUGUGAUGCUCCCUCGGGGUUUGAUAGAAAAUGUACAUGUCUGUAAAUCAAAUAAACCUAUUUAAUCACUUCA